Messenger RNA from Meloidogyne enterolobii, 1353 nucleotides. Lineage: Eukaryota; Metazoa; Nematoda; Chromadorea; Rhabditida; Meloidogynidae. The record is from the annotation of a GenBank genome assembly.
UUUUGGAAUUUUUGGUCAUACCUUUAUCAAAUUUAUUGGUGGCCUAUUGAACUCACCGGCGUGCAGUUUCUAAAAAAUAUGAUGGCUCAAUUUACCUCUCCAGCUGCGUCUAACUGUUGGGUUCAACCACCUCCCGAUUCGACUGAUAGUGGCAGCGGUGAUCCUGUUCACAUACAUAAUCAUCAUCCGUUAAUAGCAUCACAACACUUUGUCACUGAUCGUGACAUCGUUUCUUGUGCACAAAUACCUCAAGUGCUCCCAAAUGACAAUCAAUUAAUCUUUAAACAGAAUCAACUGCAGCAAUUUGUAAUGCCGCCACUAGCACAUCAGAAUCACUAUUCAAAUGUCGGGUAUAUUACUUCUCGUCCUUGUCAUCACUCAGCUGAUAUUAACUCUAAUAAUACUAAUAUUGUGUAUCAUGCCGGGUUAACGCCUCAACAGCAUAUGCUUGGACGAAGUGAGGCUACAUCACAGCAUCAACAACAAAAGAUUGCCAAUGUUCCUGCAACAGUUCAACCACAGUCUACAACAGUUUUAUGCAUUAACCCGCAUCGACGUGAUGUUUCCGCACGCCCUUUAAACAAACUAACAUCCGAACUGAUCAGGACAUAUAAGACAAUCAAUGAGAAUUACUACAAUCGCAAAGCUCGGCGCCGCCAGCAUGCUAUUGAUGAUUUGUCGUCUGUAACUGCUUCAACCACUGCACCGCUUCCACACCAAAUGCGUACCCAAGUCCCUAUAACAGAUCCCAGCGAAUCGAUGAAUAAUAUCGCUUCUGGUGGAACAGCAACCCUAAACACCCUCUUAUCAAAUCAACAACACAAUUUUCUUGGGAUGCUUCAGUCUUCAUCGAAUUUGCAAGUUGGCUCAAGUUCUAUUCCUUUGCCCGAUGAAAGUUCAGCUGCUUCUGUUAGUGCAAAUCUUUCCUACCAUCAUGUUCCGCAGCAACGCAGCCUUCCUUAUAAUGUUCCAUUAGCAGGGACGAAACAUAAAAACCAUUUAUUGCAGCAACAAUCAAUUUCAUCCAAAGUUUCGCAACAGCAACAGAUGGCUUGGAAAAUUGCAAUGGAUGUGCAGGGUCUUCAGCAACAAUCAAAUCAGCAGCACCCUUCAUUGGAUCUAAAUGAAGAGGACUGCGAUGAUGAAAACCAUGAUUAUAUCAUUCGAAUAGGCGAAAUAUUUAAUUACAGGUAUCGGAUUGAAUCAAGUAUUGGCAAGGGUUCAUUUGGACAAGUAGCUAAGGCUUACGACAUGGUAGAUGAGGAAAAUGUUGCGAUCAAAAUUAUUAAAAAUAAAAAGGCGUUUUACGAUCAAGUAAGACGCUUAUCAAUUAAUUUUGAAAGAUGCUCGUAA